AUGUCCAACGUCAAGCUGACCAUCAGACCGCUACCCCACAAGGACUUCGUACAAGGAUGGGUCGGAGUCGCAGAAUCAGAGAAUGGCACUAGACCGGCAGCGCACCUGGCAGGCACAGUCGAGGUCAAUGUGGGACCCAAGGGCGUCAAAGCGCAAUGGCUGCGAGUCGAGUUACGCAAGACAGAGGUUGUCCCGUCCAGCGCAGGCAGCAACAAGGCAGGCAAGAAGCACCGAGAACUCAUCGGCGAUGGUCCCACUGAGCUCUGGACCGCACGUCGGAAGAGCGUCAGAGAGACGCCCAAAGAUGCCAAAGUGUCUGCUGCACCCGGCAAAGAUGACGCCUUUGAGUUGCUCAAGACGAAAGAGAUUGCCUUCAAGAUACCCUUGCCCGAAGCACUGCCCAACUCGGUGUCUGUUGACCGACGGACGAGCAUAGGCAUCACCUACGAUCUCGUCGCGACUCUCUGCGCAAAGACGAAACCGUCCGGCUUCUUCUCGUCCAGCUCGCGGAAGCCAGAUCUACUCACCGAAGCUGUCCCCAUCAGUAUCGAGAAGCAUGAUACCCAUCCAGACUGGCCCAUCUACACAUAUCGAGCCGAGAAAGAGGAUCGCUCGGUGUCAGACCAUGGCUUGACAAUGACCGUUCAGCGUUCUACAACUGCAUAUGGCCCGGGCGACUCGAUGUGGGUCCGUAUCAGGAUCACAAGCACUCGUGCCGAUCCCGUCAAACUCUCACGAAUCGAACUUGGCUUGCAUGAGUAUAUCACGUACAGACCAGAACAGCCAGCAGAUGCGAAGAAAGAGAACGUCAAAGUCGACCAGCGGCAUCACCUGGUAGCAGCAGCCAACGAAACGCUCAACGCAAUUCUCUACCAUCAAGAAACCGGUACUUUCGACGUUCGAGGCUUGCUGCCUCGUGAGCACUAUCGCACGACGAUCCGACAAGCGAAACAGAUCGAUAUCGAAUAUCAGAUGCAGAUCACUGCCGUACUCGAGCGAUCACAGCAGACACGUGCGCCCAUUGGUAAUCUCGUCGUCCAGCAUCUACCUUGCGUCGUGGGAAGCUAUGAACGAAAGCAAGCAAGUGUCGUCAUAGAUAACAUACUCAGCAAUGGGCGCGCACCUAUACCCUACGAACUUGAUAACCCUACUAAGCGUCUUGAUCCCAAUCCAGUCGUCAAUGCCUUCGAUGCGGCGCAAUUCAAUCUCGGCACACCUAGCUAUCCUCCUCACCAUAUACACAGUAUUACGCCCACCAUGCCAGACACACUUGCUCCUCCCCGUCCAAAGCCCAAGGCGAGCCAACGACGCUCUGCCGGACCUCAGUUGGCCAGUCGAUUUGUUGGCCACGGUACGAAGAAGUACCAGCCGACCGGUCACAAACCACCCGUACCCGCUUCAGCAGCUCAUCAUGCUCGAGAUAGUGCAAUGAGAGGUGUUUCGGAUCCUUAUGACCUAGCCGCUUCGAUGGCAGGCAGAGGCAAGCAGAGCGCUUAUGCUCAGGCGAUGGGCAAUCCUACCAAAAUGCCACGCCACGAUCCAGACAUCAAUCCUUUUCCAGCUGUACCCACUCGAACGACUGAACCCGUCUCCCGCGCGGAAAGAGACAGAAGAACCGUCUCUGCACCUCAAGCGAUGAUCGCACCUAUGCCUACGCGGCAACUGUCUCGACCCGGCUCAUUGGCGGAUUCGCUUGGGGCGCAGGACUCAGACAUCAUCCGACCGGCAUCGCGGCACAGUACAAAGGUCAUAGAGGAUGCCAAGCGUCGGCUUGCGGAGCGGCGGAUGACGACCGAGCCUGAUCUUGCGCGUCAGAUUGUGCCAGAGCAUCCCUCGGCAGAAGACGAGAAGAGAAGGCUGUAUGAUGCCGCCAAGGCUACUGCCGAUCGCACGCAAAAUGCUGCCGGUCCGUCUGCACACGAUCGUGCCCCGUCGGCCUCACAUGGCUACGAGACCGCAGAGUCAGAGAAGGCGCGACUGUAUCGCGAAGCUGUCCAACAACGAGACAAUCCUACGCAAGACAAUGCAGACAGCGCAGAAUCCGAGAAGAUGCGGCUGUACAACGAGGCCGUUGCUGCACGAUCCGGUACGGGUCCAUCGCUCUCUCGACCGCCCGCAUUCGAGAGCGCCGAAGCAGAGAAACAGCGUCUGUACCGCAAUGCCGUGAGCCAACGGGAUGGCACAUCCGCGCGAUCGUCUGCAGCACCGAUUCGUUUCGAGACAGCAGAACAAGAGAAAGCAAGACUCUAUCAGUCAGCUGUAGACAGACGUGAUGGAGCAGAGCCUCCCGCGCCCGACUAUUCUGAGUCCUCCUCACCCACAAGUGCGCCAUCUGGCUCUGCCAAAGCGGAGAAAGCCAAUGUUGCGAGAUACUAUCAGGCUCGCGAAUCUCAGGCAGGCCUGGACAGCGGUAUGACAAAUGGCUUAUCUGACUCUAGUGUUACGAACAAUCCGUAUCGUCAGUCGGUCACGAGCAAUGGCAGCUCAACAAACGGCAGUCCGCGCACAUCUGAGAAAAUCAGAACCUCUUCCCUGUUUGCGCCAACGGACGCGCCGAUCAGCGAGGAGAUGAAGCGAUACCUGCAGGCAGUCCGACAGCGAGAUUCCUUCCAGCAAUCUAUCAACGGUGGUUCACCGUCUCGGAAUCAAGCAGAGCCUUCGUAUCCUUCUGCCGCUGAAGAGAAGGCAGCUCUGUCGCGCAGUAUCGGUGCAGCGCCGGCACAACCUACUCAGUUCGUACAAAACCCGCACAAUCUAGCAUCAUCGAUACCCCAAGCCGGUCACGACUUGUCGCCCGUCAACGAAUCUACCGAGCUAUCCUCCUCCAAACUAUCUCGACGCGCGUCGAGUGUUCGCGGACCCAGACCUGCCCGCUAUUCAUCGCCGCCGUUAGAAGAAUCGGCAGUCAAACAGGGCAAGCGACCACAACAGCCUGUCGCGCUCAAGCCACCUAUCGCACUGGCCCAAAAUGGAAGCUCGAGGACUUCCUCCGGCGGCCGAGAUCAGGCACGUCCGGGCCGACAUUCGCAAGACUCGUCUCGGCGGUCUUCGCAGGAAUCGGAUCGACCAUCGCCCACUCGGGGCAAAUUUGACAGACGGAGUCCCUCCAAGCCUAGGCAAUCGAAACGUGCAUAA
Mixia osmundae IAM 14324 is the source of this 3135-nucleotide messenger RNA. RefSeq lists its product as uncharacterized. The record is from RefSeq and is a predicted model, not a curated record. Lineage: Eukaryota; Fungi; Basidiomycota; Mixiomycetes; Mixiales; Mixiaceae. The transcript is spliced from 4 exons. Gene Ontology annotation, cellular component: division septum. Bases 1 to 3135 code for a protein of 1044 amino acids. Gene Ontology annotation, biological process: division septum assembly.